Vigna unguiculata (cowpea) is the source of this 876-nucleotide messenger RNA. RefSeq lists its product as uncharacterized. The record is from RefSeq and is a predicted model, not a curated record. Lineage: Eukaryota; Viridiplantae; Streptophyta; Magnoliopsida; Fabales; Fabaceae.
GCCCCUCACGUUUUUCCUACUCUUUCAUCUCAGGCAAUCUUUCCUUCACGUACAAACACAAACAUAGUUGUGUGUAUAUCUAGUUACGCAGUCUUAAGUUCUCGUAGAUAUGGAGGCAAACCAGAAAAACCGCACCUUGGAGAUCACGGUUGUGUCGGGAGAAAACAUAAGAGUGGAUCGAAAUUCAGUUUCCGAGGUCUAUGUUGUUGUUCGUGCAGAGUCUUUGAACUGUUGCACGACCAAAAUGGUGAAUGGAAAUGAUGAUGGAGUGCAUGCAUGGAAUGAGAAACUGUUGUUGGAGGUUCCUUCUUAUGCAAGGUCUGUUACGUUUGAGGUUCAAUGCAAGAAAUACAAAGAAGUUCGUCCUGUCGGAGUAGCAAGGAUUGCUCUUUCGGAUUUAGUCAGUGCCGAAAAUAACGGUGUUUUGUCUGAAAGUGUGGCUCAAAGUUUUUGCUAUGGUUUGAGGGACUGGGAUGGUCGACGAAACGGAGUUAUUCAUUUCUCGGUGAAGAUGGUGGAUAAUUUGUGUUCAGAAACGGAGCAAGAGAAAGACGUAAAGAUGGUGAAUUGUAGAGGAAUUGAAAAGGAAGUUCUAGGGUUUCGUAAGAACCCUAACAAAUCAAAUCGUGUUGUCAUCGGCAUUCCGGUUAAUUGGUUUACUAAACUUUUGAAGGCCUUGAACAAAGGAAACUGAUUAAACUCUACAAAGUUCGUUAAGAAAGCCAAAGGUAAACUAUUAGCGAAGACUGAAGAGUCAUGUAUUAAAAAAAUAAGAUAUUCAUAGUUCUUCUCCUGGCUUAGUUUUGGAAAAUAAAUUAUGUUUAAUUAAAAACAAGUUUAUCAGAUUUAUAAAAGAAUACCCAAGUUAUUUUAUUA